AUGUCUGUCAAGGACCUCAAUUAUGUCAUUCCUGGGGGGACUCACGCGCAUCUUCUCGAUGUGGUGGAUAAGAGGGAGCGUGAUCGCAAGCGCCAGACAAUCGCCGCUGCUUUUGCCAUCAGGCACCUUGAGCGAUGGGAGUUUAAGGUGGCUCAGUCUGAGCAGAGAUCUCUCAAGACAAUAGACGCACAUUACACCUCGCCACCUCUCUCGCAAGAACAACCCGAAGAUCUCGUUAAGAGUUCGGCAGUCCAUGAUGAACUUUCCGAUACCAAUGCGCUUGCUCUUCUAACCUUGGAAGUGAAAUAUGACGCCGGGGAGUUCAAAAACCGCUUCCACGAUCCCUACGCAUUCGGUGCAGCUUUACUGGCGUCAUUCGGCGGUUUCCAUUUGGCUAUGGUCGGUUCUCUGUCCUACUCGGCUGCCACCACUCAGACAGCCGCCCAAAGUUAUGCUACAAUCGUGGCAAGCCGAUCUAUCGGAGGGAUCGGUGUCGGCACCUUGGCAAUGGGUGCCCCAUUCUAUAUAUCCGAGAUCUCCCCGCCCGCAUGGCGUGGAUCAUUCUGGGUUCUGGAGGCAAUCAGCAUCGUCACCGGAGCAAUUGGAAUGGAAAGGUAUCGAUUCCAGCAGGCGCUCCUCAAAAGGGAGUAUCAUGACUACGCUCGCCAUCCGCUCCUGGGAUGGUCAAUGUCUGUCAGGUCGUUGGAGGAAUUCCAGUUAUGUUGGAUCUCGAUCGGGUUGACGGCGUACACUGACCAUCUACGGCGGGAUAGUCAUGGCAAUCCCGCAUCUGGUGAUGGUGGAGACAAUAAACUGGUUCAGUCGCGAGUGGGCUACACAUCAGGCAGUUGGGUGGUUCUGUGUGGCACCGAUUUACUAUAUGUGCUCUCCUACAGCGUCUCGUAUGGGCCAUUGGCCUUGGUCCUUCCCGCAGAGGUGUUUUCCAGUUCCAAACGUGCCAAGGGGGUUGGCGCAGCUACGGGAAGGAUUUGGUUGGCUAACUUCAUUAUCGGCGUUGUCGUGCCGGAGAUGCUCCUUAAACUCGGGCUGGGGACGUAUCUCUUCUGCGGACUUUUCUGCGUGGCAGCCACGGAGUUUUCCUUCCUCUUCGUUCCAGGGACAACAAAUAAGUCACUAGAGCAAGUUGCUGCGGUGUUCGGUGAUGGAUUUGUUGACGAGGAGCGGAACCUGCAAAGCCGCAUUGCUCCCGAGGUGUGGCAUGGCAGCAGUCAUGCGGAGAAGGAAGCGCGGGUAUGA
This is a messenger RNA of Aspergillus welwitschiae, 1257 nucleotides long. RefSeq lists its product as uncharacterized. Gene Ontology annotation, molecular function: carbohydrate:proton symporter activity. The transcript has 4 exons. NCBI's taxonomy places the organism in Eukaryota, Fungi, Ascomycota, Eurotiomycetes, Eurotiales, Aspergillaceae. The record is from RefSeq and is a predicted model, not a curated record. Gene Ontology annotation, biological process: transmembrane transport; carbohydrate transport. Gene Ontology annotation, cellular component: membrane. The coding region runs from base 1 to 1257 and encodes 418 amino acids.